Molecule: messenger RNA, 562 nt
Organism: Zophobas morio
Lineage: Eukaryota; Metazoa; Arthropoda; Insecta; Coleoptera; Tenebrionidae
Product: DNA-directed RNA polymerases I, II, and III subunit RPABC2-like
Exons: 1
Coding region: 117-512 (131 amino acids)
Biological process (GO): tRNA transcription by RNA polymerase III; transcription by RNA polymerase II; transcription by RNA polymerase I
Cellular component (GO): nucleus; RNA polymerase III complex; RNA polymerase I complex
Molecular function (GO): DNA binding
Source: RefSeq, a predicted model, not a curated record
CUGUCAACUGCCACACUGCUGUCAGUCAGUCUCAUUUUGUUUACUUGACGGUGCUGAUCACUUGUUCUAGAAUAUUCAGUAAUUAAGUAGUUCGUGCUCACCCAACUUAAAUAACCAUGAAUGACGAAGAAUUCGAUGGAGAUGAUGUCGGAGACGACUUCGACGACGAUGUAGACGACGACAACAUCGAGGAGCUCGAGCAACCAGAGGAAGAAGGUGAUAACAUUGAUAUCCUGGCGCACGGACAAGCUGGAGGCGGCGUCCCCAAAAACAAACGCAUAACCACCAAGUACAUGACUAAGUAUGAACGAGCAAGAGUCCUAGGAACACGGGCCCUCCAAAUAGCCAUGUGUGCCCCAGUUAUGGUGGAACUCGACGGAGAAACCGACCCCUUACAAAUCGCCAUGAAGGAACUCAAGCAGCGCAAAAUCCCCAUUAUCAUUAGGCGGUAUUUACCUGACCACUCGUACGAAGACUGGGGGAUAGACGAACUUAUUAUUAUCGACCAUUAAAUAAGAUACUUGUAAUUGUAUAUAUUUUAUUAAAGUACACUGAUUUUGUA